UUAAAAUACACAACAAAAACGGCAUAUGUAUAUUUGACUCUGGCAUAAGGAAAGUUUUUCCGAAGAUGAAUACAGGAACCGAAUCUCCCCAUGGCCUUGCAAACCAACGGCGGAAUGCAUCAACUGCAGCCACUAUAAACGGGUUUUCGGCUAGUGCUUGCAGUGGUCGAAGAAAGUCUUUAAAUUAUCAAUCGCUAAAAUUGCACGCCGAUGAUGCUGGUCGCUUCAGUCCGCAUCCACAAGAGAUUUUGAUGCAGCAGUCAUCGAAGCUGACGAUGGCUGUGCCUCCGUUGGAUAAGUUCGACGAUCCCAUUUCCAACGUUUGCUUGCCACCGCCAUCUCCAGCGCCAAACAGUGACUGUCUAACAACAGGAAUGGGUCACAUGCACACUCACCAGCGACAUUGUAAUGGACUAACAGGAGUUCAUCAGAUAACACAAACUACUGGACCCAUGAGCCCGAAUCCAGCUCCGACUUCUGUUUCCGUUUCAAUCACUAGCUGCUCGUUCCCACUAUCGUUGUCAAAUUCAUCGUCAUCACUUUGCAACAGCUCGACCCUAGCACCGCCAGAUAAUCAUGCAGCGCUGCAUAAAUCAGUUAGCAGCCGUUAUCGACUGGAGCGCUACCGUGAACCACAGCAGAGUCAAAAGUUAUCAUUAGCUGCAACAUAUGCAGCAUCAGCAAACGCAAGUGCGUCAACAUCUUCAGGCCGCUUCUUUUUGCCGCCGAAAGUGCAGUCCGACAGUGGGUACAGCGGCUACCUUGGGUCGACUGUGCACACACCGGUUAAGCGAUAUGUGCCAACGCCGCCGCCGACGACGACUGCACGCGAAAUUUACAGCGAGUUGACGCCGGCAGUUCCAGCGCUCCCUCUGGCGAGCACGCAAUACGUGAAUAUGCCACUGUCUAUGUCAUAUAAUUAUCGGCCAAAGUGCUGCCACGGAGAAAUUGAAUCAGCUGCAACCCCGACGAGCAAUAACAACAGCAGCAACAACUAUAAUAAGACCUCCCAAAUAGUGAUAAAUGCAUCUUUAGCAUCAGCAUCAGCUUCAUCAUCGUCAUCUACCUGUCCCUGUCCAUCGCCCGCAUCGUCUGGCAUUUCAGUCACAUUCCCAGCAACUGUGUCAAGAGUCUGCUCGCCAAGUGUGUAUAACAACAACUCAAAGAUUAAUAACAAUAGCAACAGCAGCAGUGGACUUAGCUCGGUAAAAGUCCUCGGUAGCUCGGCAAGUAAGUUACUGCACUCAAGUCCGCAAGAUGAGAAUGAGCCUAUAAUUGUAUUACCGUCAGGCGCAACUCAAGGAAUGGCCAUUGACACCAGCGGUACAUGUUUGCACUGCAACACAGUGCGCCGGACAACUGGAGUGCAUCAAACAACGCAGACUACUGGACCUAUUAGUCCUGUGCCUGUGACGAUGCCCGCUAUUAAUAUGCAAAUAGGACACCCACACACACUUCCACUCCCAAAUGAAUUAUCAAAGGUCACUCAAACACAACAACAACAGCAACAGCUGUAUAUGGAUCAGUUGUCAAGCACCAAUUCGCCACGGUUACAGCAAAGUCAACUUCAUACCUUGCAUGUCCAUCAGCAGCAACAACAAUAUCAACAACAACUGCAACAGCAACAACAACAACAGAAUCAUAGUUAUUCAUGUAAAAAACGGAUUGGUAUUUACAUGAGGCGUGAAAUUUCGAUCUUCUUCGGAGUAGAGUCUACUACUGAAUCUGAAGACUUUACGCUGUGGUAUGGACGGCAUCGGAGAUUGGCUGUCAGACGUUUUGGUUCAUUAAUCUUGAAUGCAGCCGAAAUAGAGGGAAACUGCUCUAGUGAUCGGCAGAGUAAUACAAUUGAUUCGCAUGCCACUGGCAAUGGCAGCUUCUACGCAGCUGAUCGACCAGAUAUUUUGCCGGCUCAAGAUGCCCAGAACGCAGACCUGUCGCUCGCCAGUAACUGCAGAUGGCGAAAAUGCAAUGGCCACGGUCACACAAAUAUGAACUUUAAUGCCGGUGAGUUUGUCGAACGCAAGGCAUCGGUGGUACAUAUGCUGAUAUCCACUGUGUGUUACCUUAUCAACGUGUUCAAUCGCAAUCCCCGAACAAUCCUAAACAAUGGGCAUAGCAGCAGUAAUCGUGGGCACCGACAGUGGUCGCGCAGCUUUGCGCCUAUUCAUGUUCAUAGACCAAGAUCGAAUGUAGGUGAAAAGCAGAUGAUGGACGUGGAACUGGAUUUGGACACGGCCGACAGUCUGGCAGCACUAAUUGAAGAUGAGGUCUUCUUCGAUAACCCCAGUGACAUGUUAAACGGAAUCUCUCACACAAGCGACGAGAAUAGUGCCAAACAUAAUAAUGCCGUUCAAGACGUGGGACUUGGAUUGCCACUUGGCGUAGAUGGGGCUGUCGCUGGAGUUUAUAUGGCUGACCGUCAUCAUAUUGGUUGGCGCACAUCAGCACCGAGUUCAGCAUCUAAUGAUAUAAACAUAAUUGGAGAUGGAAAUGCACAAUCGAAUCAGAUGAUUACAUCUGUAUCUGGCUCUGGAUCGGGUUCAGGUUCAGGAUCCGGAGGCGUUUCAGGAUGUGUCCCAAGCUCAGGGCACAGUCAGUCAGCUUUGCGUGGCACAUCAGGUAGCUGUCGAGGUGUCCGUAUAACAGCUCAAUUACUCGAUGGAGUUCUUGAGAACUCAAGACGACCACCAAUGCGACGUAUCAAGUACUUCAAUUCAAAUGAUCUGGACGAUCGUCUAGACCAUCGCCCAUUUUUCACAUACUGGAUCAACACUGUGCAAAUAGUGGUGCUCUUUCUGUCAAUAGCCUGCUAUGGCAUCGCUCCGAUUGGCCUUGGAACAGAGCAGAGAACGGGCCAGGUUCUGGUUACCAGCUUGAGCUUGCAGACGGUCCAGCAUGUGGAGCAGCGAAAUAUGUGGAUUGGGCCGCGAAACAAUGACUUGGUGCAUAUGGGCGCCAAGUUUGCGGCCUGCAUGCGGCGAGAUGUAAAAAUAAUCGACGUACUUACUAAAACAAGGAGACAGGAGCGCGAGACAGCGUGCUGCAUACGUAAUGAUGACUCCGGCUGUGUUCAGAGCUCUCAAGCCGAUUGCUCUAUACGCGGAUUAUAUCCAACUAAAUCCAUUUCAACUUGGAAAAAAUGGUCACCGGGUGAAUCUGGUCCGGGCGGUCGAAUUUCAGGAUCCGUAUGCGGGUUAGACCCAAAAUUUUGUGAUGCUCCUGCCUCGAUUGCACCAUAUGAGUGGCCUGAUGAUAUCACCAAAUGGCCAAUUUGUCGUAAGACCAACUCAUUUUCGCAGCGAUACCGCUAUAAGGAUCACACAGCAGAGCAUAUGGUCUGCGAGGUAAUUGGCCAUCCUUGCUGCACUGGUCUAUAUGGCGAAUGCCGCAUUACGACACGCGAAUACUGUGACUUUGUCAAUGGCUAUUUUCACGAGGAAGCCUCUCUGUGCUCACAGAUAUCCUGCCUAAACAACGUUUGCGGCAUGUUUCCGUUCAUCUCAGUAGAAAUUCCUGAUCAGAUAUACAGACUGUUGACAUCGUUGUGCAUGCAUGCAGGCAUUUUACACCUGGCAAUUACGCUUUUAUUUCAACACCUAUUCUUAGCCGAUUUGGAAAGAUUGAUUGGCACACUGCGUACAGCGGUUGUCUAUAUAAUGUCCGGGUUGGUUGGUAACAUAACUAGUGCUGUGCUUGUGCCCCACAGGCCCGAGGUUGGACCUUCCGCAUCCCUCUGUGGUGUGGUAUCUUCGCUUAUAGCUUUGCUGAUCUGGAUGCACUGGAAGUACCUUCAAAAACCGUAUGUGGCGCUUUUAAAACUUUUACUUCUGUGCAUAGUGUUCUUUGGAAUUGGUACACUGCCUUAUCAGCUUAAUUUUGCUGGACUAUUGGCUGGCGUUGCCUGUGGAGGAUUUUUAACCAUAUCGCUGGUGCCAUUUGCAGGAUUCUCAAAGUACGGCCGCAGGAAAAAGAUUAACCUUAUCUGGACCUGCAUACUUUUCCAUUUGUUUGUGUGCGCUACUUUAAUAGCAACCUUCUACGUGUAUCCCAGCGAGUUUAGUUCAGUCAACUUAGUUGACGAUAUGUUUGGUAGCAGUGGCAACGAAAACAGCUAUGGUUAUAGCGGCCCUACAAAUAGCAACGUAGGACACUUUAACAGCGGAGAGGUGGUCAGUACUACCACACGCAGAUAUGUACAAAACCAGAAGCCACAACUUUAUUAUCACCAUCAUUCGGAAGAUAUAAUUCGAAACAGCGUUACAACUGGCAUAUCGCAUGUAUAUCCUGACGCGCAGCAACAACUGGAGUCACAGCACUGGCAAGAACCUAUCUACUAUCGUUCGUUUAGCUUUCGCAACUCAAAUCACAGUGAUGACGGUUAUACGUCCAAAAAGGAUAACCCCGUGGGAGACAAUUCUGGCUUUAGCCGUUAUAUGGGCAAGAAAUCCAUCAACAAGUCGGAUAACGCAGUAGAGGAUAUGCAAUUUAUUAACAAUUAUAUCACAAAUAUAACUGAAACAGCAUCAAAGGGCCUAUAAAUCGUGCGGCUGCGUCAGUCAUUUAAAAUUAAAUAAUAAAAAUCUGCACAAUAUUUAAGUACACAAAUAUUCUUAAGGCACAAAUACAAAAUGUGCAUACUUACAUACCUACGAAAACAACAAAUGCUCCCGUAAAACGACAAUUCCAAUUUUCUGUAUGUGUUUUGAGCAAAUAAAGAAUACAUAAAUGCUUAAGAAAUCAA
Drosophila busckii is the source of this 4744-nucleotide messenger RNA. RefSeq names its product inactive rhomboid protein 1 (gene rho-5). The transcript has 8 exons. Bases 66 to 4541 code for a protein of 1491 amino acids. Gene Ontology annotation, biological process: regulation of protein secretion; regulation of epidermal growth factor receptor signaling pathway. The record is from RefSeq and is a predicted model, not a curated record. Gene Ontology annotation, cellular component: endoplasmic reticulum membrane. Gene Ontology annotation, molecular function: serine-type endopeptidase activity. Lineage: Eukaryota; Metazoa; Arthropoda; Insecta; Diptera; Drosophilidae.